This is a messenger RNA of Merops nubicus (carmine bee-eater), 577 nucleotides long. RefSeq names its product G protein-activated inward rectifier potassium channel 3-like. NCBI's taxonomy places the organism in Eukaryota, Metazoa, Chordata, Aves, Coraciiformes, Meropidae. The record is from RefSeq and is a predicted model, not a curated record. Gene Ontology annotation, molecular function: inward rectifier potassium channel activity. Gene Ontology annotation, biological process: regulation of monoatomic ion transmembrane transport; potassium ion import across plasma membrane. The annotation marks the transcript as partial. The transcript is spliced from 2 exons. Gene Ontology annotation, cellular component: plasma membrane.
ACCCUGGUGGACCUCAAGUGGCGCUUCAGCCUCCUCGUCUUCAUCCUCGCCUACGCCGUCACCUGGCUCUUCUUCGGCCUCAUCUGGUGGUUCAUCGCCUACUGCCGGGGGGACCUGGAGCACCUGGAGGACCACGCCUGGACCCCCUGCGUCAACAACCUCAACGGCUUCGUCUCCGACUUCCUCUUCUCCAUCCAGACCGAGACGACCAUCGGCCCCAACAAACGGGCCGAGACCUUGGUCUUCUCCUCCCACGCCGUGGUCUCGCUGCGGGACGACCGCCUCUGCCUGAUGUUCCGCGUGGGCGACCUGCGGGACUCGCACAUCGUGGAGGCCUCCAUCCGAGCCAAGCUCAUCAAGUCCAAGCAGACGCAGGAGGGCGAGUUCAUCCCCCUGGACCAGACCGACCUGAGCGUGGGCUUCGAGACGGGCGACGACCGGCUCUUCCUCGUCUCGCCCCUCAUCAUCAGCCACGAGAUCGACGAGCGCAGCCCCUUCUGGGACGUCUCGCGGCACCAGCUGGAGAAGGACGACUUUGAGAUCGUCGUCAUCCUCGAGGGGAUGGUGGAGGCCACAG